Molecule: messenger RNA, 774 nt
Organism: Eutrema salsugineum
Lineage: Eukaryota; Viridiplantae; Streptophyta; Magnoliopsida; Brassicales; Brassicaceae
Product: membrane protein PM19L
Exons: 4
Coding region: 92-571 (159 amino acids)
Source: RefSeq, a predicted model, not a curated record
AAAACAAUAAGAUCAAAACUAAUUAACUUUCCUCAAUCUUCUUUUUUCUUCUCUCUUCUCUCCCGGUUUUGUAGUUUUUCAAAAGGCGAAAAUGGCGGGUGAGCAAAUGAAACCUGUUGCUUCUCUACUUCUGGUGUUGAACUUCUGCAUGUAUGUGAUUGUUCUAGGGAUUGGAGGAUGGGCCAUGAACCGAGCCAUCGACCAUGGUUUCCAAAUCGGCCCUGAUUUCAAUCUUCCAGCACAUUUCUCCCCAAUUUAUUUUCCGAUGGGAAACGCAGCCACAGGAUUCUUUGUGACAUUCGCGUUACUGGCGGGAGUAGUUGGUGCGGCUUCCACAAUCUCAGGCCUUAGCCACAUUCGUUCUUGGACCGUGGGAAGCUUGCCGGCUACAGCCACUGCUGCAACUAUUGCAUGGACCCUCACACUCCUUGCCAUGGGAUUCGCAUGGAAAGAAAUCGAGCUUCACGUGCGAAAUGCAAAACUGAGAACCAUGGAGGCGUUCUUGAUCAUACUCUCAGUCACACAGCUUCUUUACAUUGCCGCUGUUCACGGCGUGAGGAGACCUUCUUAAGGAAUCAUGGGCUUUUCGGUUUUUUUUUUUCUCUUAUGUAUCAAUCAUCCAAAACUUGGGAUUGAGUGUGUGAGUGUUUGUGUGUGUGUGAGUUUAUUUUCAUAGGAAGUCGAUAAAUUCAUGCAUUCUUUGUGUACAAAAGGAUCCGAUCUUGUUUUAUGUGUGUGUCACUUUGUGUUCAUGGAAUAAAAUCAAACUUUGAG